AUGUCAAAAAAACCGAAUAAUGCUGAAAAGGUGGUAAGAAUAAAAAAGAAGAAAACAAUAAAAUUGAAAUGAUUUUUGCAGAUAAAUGAAAAUGAAAACAAACAAGGAGAGUUUGAAAAAAAUUUAACGAUUCGAACACCGACAAAAGGAAGAAGAAGUUCGAGUAUUAAAGGAGCUGCAGGUGCAAUGGUAAAUUAAUAAUAAUUGGGUCUCAAGAAGAAAUCGGGGCUCGAAUGAGCAAAUUUGAUUUUCAAAAUCAUAAAAAUGAUUUUCUCGCCAUAAAAUAAUUCAGAAUGAUUUAAUUUCGAAAAAAUAUGUGCCACGUGAAAAAAUUCCAAAAAACAGGCGGCCCGAAAAAAUAGGUCACGUCUGCACGCUUUUUCCUUUCGAAAAAUUUUAGGGCGAUCGGGACGAACAAUACAGUAAUCUCAUAAAAUUACUGUAUAUUUGUUCAUUUUUAAAAUAAUCAAUGUUUGAGGAUGAAAGACAAGACAGCGAAUUCGAUCAACCUUUGCCUGGAUGUUUUCAAAAAGUAUCCAAAAUCACAAACGAUAAAAUCGAUGAAAAUCUGGCAAAAAUUCCAUAUUUCCAUGGUUUUCUUCUUCACGAAUAUCAACCAAUGAUUUUGAAAACAUUUGGAGAUUUUCUUAUUCGAGUUUCAAUUCGAUAUCCAAAAAAGGCUGGAAAAACAUCAAGAGAAAAGACUGUGAACUCAAAUAAAGGCAAAAAAUCGAAAGAAAAAUCAAAAGAACAAUCAAAUGAUGGAUCAAUUAGAUUUAAUGUUAUUAUUGGAGUUUGUAUAAGUAAGUAUUUUAUUUUUUGAUUUUGUAAUAUAAUUUCACAAGAAUGAUACACCGGCUAUCGCCGGUGUUCAUUCUUGUUUUGCUACGCAGCCUUCGGCUGCGGUUAUGGAAAAAUUAAUUUAUGUAUAUCUGCAAGGUUUUCUGAAAGUAAUCACCUUCCUAGUUUGCAGACCAAAUUCAGAAGUAAAAACCAAAAAGAUAUUUCCAAACUUUUGAUUUUAGCCACUCAAUUUUUUUUCUGAAAAUAAGGCGAUUUCGAAGAAUUCUAAUUUUCCAAUUAACUUUACUUGAAAGUUCCGGAAAAUACGGAAAGUUUCCGGCACAGGCUUUAAUUAUAACAAAUGUUUUAUGAAAAUUUUCCAUACAUAAAAUUGGUCCUUAGAAUCAAGGUGAGAGGCUUAAUUUUUCUCAAGAAUCUAAAGAAAAUGGUACCUAACGUGGCCACUCUUUCUGCUAAUAAUUCACAGAAUUUCCAUGAUUACAAAAAAAAUCUGUAGUUGUCGAACAAUGAUUCACAAACUUGUAUUUUUCAUUGAAAAGUGCAUUAAAUUUCUGAAAUAGUGAACACGGGCUCCGGAAAAUAGCUGAUCUUCAUAUUUUUCUUUUAAGAACAACAUCUUUUCAAAAACUUUUCAGAUAGCUUUUGUUUGCAUUCUCUUUUUCAAAAUAUGAAGAGCACCUACUUUUCCAUGGUCCAUUUUCACACACUUUCCGAAAAUCCAACUAUGUUGGAGAUGUUUCACUUUUUUAUGAAAAUUACGUCGCUUUUAGUCCCAUCCCUGAUUUGGCGAUUCAAGUCGAAAAAAAAUUAGUAAAAAAAUUUGUUUGACAAAAAUUUCGAUUCAGCAAAUGUCAAAAAACUAUAUUUUUUCCUAUUUUUGACAUUUUUUUUACAUUGCAAUAUUUUCGCUUUGAGAUAUUUUUCAUUUUUGUGUGGAAAAAAUGUCAAAAAUAGAAAAAAAUACAUUUUUUUUGACAUUUGCUGAAUAGAAACUUUUAUUUAUUUAUUUUAUUUAUUUAUUUACGAUGAGCGGAAAAGUACAUCGUGCGAAAAAAAAGGUGAUGAAAUGAAUAACUUUUUGUCUAAAAAUGUUUUUUUAUUAUUUUUUUUGAACCUGAAUCACCCCAUUAGUUUGUGUCAGGUCUCAAAAAACUCGAAAUUUUUUCGGUCGUAAAUUACAAACUGUGAAAAUGAAAUUUUCGUAAACAUUCUUCGUAAACUUAUCUUUUGGAGUCAGAUCAAAAACAUUAACUUAAUAGCUCUGCCCAAAAAAUACCAAAAGAUGACACUUUUAUGAGAAUCAGGCAGAUAAUUAUGACUUCACUUCAUAAUUCAGGUAAAAUAGUAACACUCAAGCGAGUUUGAUAGUUUAGUUCAAUUUCUUAUGAUCUCUUCUUCCGAAACUUAUCAAAAUUGAAGUGGAAUAAGAUCAUUAUGUGAAUUCUUUUCGGAAUCUUGAAAUGAAAAAAGAUUAAAAGAUUUUCACGUCUGAAUUAAAAAUUCGAAAGUGGGGCAUUUAUAUAGGUCAAACGGGACAUAAGCCCAAUAAUAUAUAAGUAUGAUAUGUGAAUUCUUUUCGGAAUCUUGAAAUGAAAAAAGAUUAAAAGAUUUUCACGUCUGAAUUAAAAAUUCGAAAGUGGGGCAUUUAUAUAGGUCAAACGGGACAUAAGCCCAAUAAUAUAUAAGUAUGAUAUGUGAAUUCUUUUCGGAAUCUUGAAAUGAAAAAAGAUUAAAAGAUUUUCACGUCUGAAUUAAAAAUUCGAAAGUGGGGCAUUUAUAUAGGUCAAACGGGACAUAAGCCCAAUAAUAUAUAAGUAUGAUAUGUGAAUUCUUUUCGGAAUCUUGAAAUGAAAAAAGAUUAAAAGAUUUUCACGUCUGAAUUAAAAAUUCGAAAGUGGGGCAUUUAUAUAGGUCAAACGGGACAUAAGCCCAAUAAUAUAUAAGUAUGAUAUGUGAAUUCUUUUCGGAAUCUUGAAAUGAAAAAAGAUUAAAAGAUUUUCACGUCUGAAUUAAAAAUUCGAAAGUGGGGCAUUUAUAUAGGUCAAACGGGACAUAAGCCCAAUAAUAUAUAAUAAUAUAAUUUCAUAAAUGAAUUUCAGAAGAUCAAGACAAAGAUAAAGUGGAUCAUUUGGAUGAAACAAAACAUGAAAUAAUUGAUGUUCCAAUGACAAUUGAACAAAACAUCGAUGGAAAAUGGAUUCAUUUUUAUAUCGAUAAAAAGAAAAAAUUUGGAUCAAUUGAAGAACUAACUGAUUAUUAUCGACAUUACACGGGAUUUUAUCGAGAUAAAAAGUUUAGUCUUUAUAAAGGAAUUCCAAUGACAUCUUGGGAAUUGGAUAGAACACAUGUGGAAAUUGGAACAAAAACAUUAGGAGAAGGUGCUUUUGGUGAAGUCAAAUCUGGAACAUGGAAAUGUACAAAUUCGGAUUCGAGAGAAACAAAUACACCAUUACCAGUUGCUAUCAAAAUGGUAAGAUUUGUUAGGGAAAAAUGAAACGAGGUUUAUUGAGCCUUUUUCAAUUUCUAAGCCAAAAAUACAGUAAUACAAGAAAUUUUAAAAUGUUUUUUGAUUUCUUCAAUUUGUUGUUUUUUUUUCAGUUGAAAGGCGAAGAAUCAAAAGUGGCAAUGAAAGAAAUGAUGCACGAAGCUCGUCUUCAACUUUGUCUUCGCCAUAAAAAUGUUCUCAAAACAUAUGGAGUUUGUAUUCUCAAAACACCAUUUAUGAUUAUCAGCGAGUUUUGUGAAAGUGAGUCUUGUCCUUUCUUUUUUUCUUCAAAAAAUUCAUUUUUUUUUGUUCAGAUGGAGCUUUGCGGGAAUAUUUGAAGAAAAAUAAAGUUGAUAUUGAAGAUAAACUUCGUUUUUGUCUUGGUUCUGCACGAGGUGUUGAUUAUUUGCAUGGAAAAUGUUUGAUUCAUCGUGAUUUGGCAGCUAGAAAUGUUUUAUUAAAUGAUGCAAAAGUUCCAAAAAUUGCUGAUUUUGGUUUAGCUCGUUAUGGAAAUAGUUAUAAAAUGUCAAGUGUUCAAAAAACACCGAUAAGAUAUUUGGCACCUGAAACUCUUCAAUCAUAUAAAUUCACACAAAAAACUGAUGUUUAUACAUUUGGAUUAGUAAUGUGGGAAAUAUUUGAAAAUGGACAAGAACCUUAUGUAAAACCACAACAACAUAUGGAAAGUAUUGUUCCAAAAAAUGGAACAAUUCGAGUUGGACAUUUGAAAGAAGUUAUGAAAAAUGAUUUAUGGAUCAAAUUCAAUUCAGAAACACCGCCAACACUACAAACUUUUGUCGCCGAAAAAGUUUUUGUUUAUGAUGAGAAGAAAAGAGUCACAAUGAUUGAGGUAAGUCUAAAUGUUCUAAAAAGUCUAAACUGCCCCAAAGACGUACCAAAUUCAGAACCUGAAAAAUUUCAAGAGUUUUUUGUUGAAUUGUUUUUUAUACCAAUCAAAAUGAGCCGAAGUUUCUACGCCAAACUUAUUUUUAAAUUUCAAAUUACUGUAGAUUUUUGUUCUGAAAAUGACAACUUUUCCACGUCAUAACUUUUUUCUCUUACGUAUGUAAAUCGUAUAGUUUUGUCAUGUGAUUACAAUUAUAUUUUGUUGUGACUCAUUUCAACUAACCAACGUCAAACGAAAAUCCACUAGGGAAAUUUUGGUUAAUUAUUGACAGCGUUUUUGUUAUUGCUGUAGUUCUAUUUCUAUUUUCAUUUUUUCAAUAACAAAUUUAGAAUUUAUCUGUCUACAAAAUAAUAUAAUUUUUAGGUUGUGGCAUUGUUGAAAACAUUGGUUCGAAAAGAUCAGAGCUAUUUGAAGGAUACAAUGGCAACACAAACUGUUGGAUAA
Molecule: messenger RNA, 4640 nt
Organism: Caenorhabditis angaria
Lineage: Eukaryota; Metazoa; Nematoda; Chromadorea; Rhabditida; Rhabditidae
Source: the annotation of a GenBank genome assembly